UAUAUGUGAUGUCUGCCAGUCUUUCUCUAUGGAAUCAUAAUUAAGUGUGAAUUUAUAGGUAAGCGUAAUAAAGUGUUUUAAGUGUUUCCCAGCGAGAUAUAUUCAGUUGCUGGCCACUGCAAGGCCAUUGGCCCAACAGUCUCCGCUGCUGGCCCUGGGCGUUAAUACCUUUGACCUGCUGAUCCAGCUGGCGAGGGGGGGGCGUACACCCCUCACUACAGCCUGCAGUCACCCGCCUCACUUGUGCCUUCCUGAAGGAGGCAGGGCAGCCACCAAGCCUGUGGUUGGCUCACAGGAAGCCCCCAGAGCAUAAAAGUGACGAUGCAGGGGCAUCAUUGCAGCCCUAGAGAGGAAGAGGAACAUGGCUGAAGACUUGGUUAAAAGAUUAGUCAAAUAUAGGAUUGAAACAGAUCUUUAAAGUGUUCACAGCAAUUCGGCUUUCAUUUGUAAACAAAGAGCAGACAGCUAGGAAGAUGACACCAGCAGCGGCAGGCGGCGACAGGCAGUGUGACACCGUAGCCCUCCGCUCUGCCUGACAUGUGCUGCGUGCCACGCAACCAAACUCAAGUGGAACAUGCACUGUUACAUGUACCAGAUUAUCGGACACGCCUAACAAGUGUGGCGCCAUUCGUAAAGCAACAAAACUGCUUGUCUUGAAAGAAAGUCCAGUGACAGAGACAACCUUGGCCAGUGUUGUGUUCGCUUCCUGACAGGGCGGGGAUUGUGACCAGGAAUUUGUCCAGCUUCCUCUUUGCCUUGGAAAGUGCAUUCCUGGCUGAGUGUGGUGCGUGUGCCUGCUACUUGUGUGGUGGUGCUGCUGCUGCGUGAAGCCUCUGCCGUGGGAACCCACCACAAAUAGCUAAUGGAUUCUGUAUGACGGGAUCAGCAGCAGACAGAAUUCCAGUGAUGUAUUAACAUGCCUAGGGCCUUUGUUGGAGGCGUCCCCUGUGAUAUAGUGGACGACAACCUGGAGCUCUGUGACACACUGACAAGGGAGAAGGUUACUUGUCGCUCCAAGGCUAAGCUGGUCGGCCCCAUGAAUGUCACUGUCUGCGUUACCGGAAGAGGCGCGUCUGAAGUGACCAAGAUAGGAAGGCCAUCACUAGCAGACCUCUUGGGUGGUUUCCAAGACCCCAGCUUGGCCUUCAAGACACUUAACCAUACCAGGGUCUUCCUCCAGCAGCUCACCAGAAUAUAACUGGAUAACUUGCCUGCUGCCAGCACCUCCAGGCCUCAAGAGGUUGUGGCACCACAGCCUGCACAGCCCCUCAAAUCCCCAACAAGAACAAGAACACAACAGGGUAGUGGGAGUGAUGGCUUCAGGACACACUGCCACUGUACAGGGCAGCUGUUACUCUUGUACAUCAUGUGCUGCUUACAAGACUGUGCCUAAAAAUCUGAGAGGAAAAAGUAAAAGCUCACAGGACUGGUUGACGAGACAGCUAAAUGACCCUUAUGUGAAGUUGACCAAGCAACAUCAGCGCAGGCAUUGUCCAUGAUGCUUCCUGUGUUGUGGUUCCAUCAUGGCAGGCAUGGAAGUGCCUCUCACUGCAUCACCGCCUCAUGAUCAUUGAGAGCAUGGACACAGACACUGAGGCCCUAGUGGGUACGUGGACCUCCUCAAUGGACAGAUGGACAGAGGCUGGUGUGCUGGCUGCAUGUAUCAGGAGCAAAUCUCAACCUUCUUCUCUGUUGUGGCAACAGGGAUGACAUAUGAGAUGACCAUGACCAGCAUGCCCCUUCAGGUGCUGCGUCUGCACCUGCCACACAGUCCAUCCUCUGAGGCCGUUGUCCUGCUCAUCUUCCCAAAGCCUCAGCGUUAUGACACCUAUGUGGAUGGUGUCUUUGUUCCCCUAGCCAACCUCAACACCUCUGCAGCCGGCUACAAGCUGUUGCCUGAGAACCCCACCCAUCCUCAGGCUUUCCUUCCCAUGUUGGACAAUGCAAUGGGGACCAGCUUCUUCCAGCGCAGUGCUAAGUUGGUCCAUGUGGUGCUGUGCGAAGGCCACAUCCUUGACAUCAAGACCACACCCAUGAUCACCCUCACCAGUGGCCUCAUGGUGAAGGAAGAUGAGUUUUAUGAGCAGAACGUGGUGUUGAAUCUGGCCAGCCUGUUUGAGGUAUCCCCAGACAACAUCAGGGUCAUCAGUGUUAUGCAGGAGCUCUCCAAGAGACAGCAGGGAAGGCUGGAGGCUGAAGUGGCCAGCGCUCACACUACAAGCCUGAAUGGUGAGGAGGAGGAGGGAGCAAUUGGUGGGGAGGUGAUUCCCUACAAGAAGCUGGUGCAGAGUCUGGAGAAGGCCGUCAAUAGAUUCCAGGAUGGAUCAUGCAGCAACUGUGCCUCUCUCUCUUGGUGAGUGACCCCAUCGAGCCACCACCCAAGGAAGCCCCUCCAAAGGCCACAGAGGAGGAAGGCAGUGUUGUCAUUCUGGAUGCCAAGCUGUUCUACAAGCAGCAGGAGAAGGAGGCGGCAGAGAAGAUCAAGGAAAG
Molecule: messenger RNA, 2490 nt
Organism: Scylla paramamosain (green mud crab)
Lineage: Eukaryota; Metazoa; Arthropoda; Malacostraca; Decapoda; Portunidae
Exons: 10
Coding region: 1632-2357 (241 amino acids)
Source: RefSeq, a predicted model, not a curated record